Molecule: messenger RNA, 706 nt
Organism: Acanthochromis polyacanthus (spiny chromis)
Lineage: Eukaryota; Metazoa; Chordata; Actinopteri; Pomacentridae
Gene: tac3a
Product: tachykinin precursor 3a
Biological process (GO): positive regulation of blood pressure; tachykinin receptor signaling pathway
Source: RefSeq, a predicted model, not a curated record
UUCAGUACAACGUGAUAUAAGACCCCUUACCCCACCUACGCUCCAGCUGCUGAUUGGCGUUACGCAGGUAUCCAGCGAUUAUUUAUUACCCCAAAGCGUGGACGCCUCAUUUAUCCAGACUGGAUCUCGCUGCAGGAUCUAUCCGUUUCCAUUCCGCUCUGCACUCGGGCGCACGCAGCUGACUCCUUUACCAAAUUAUCUGCUCGACAGAAAACAGACGGUGCUGAGAAAAUGAGAAGAGGUUUUCUCCUGGUGACUUUGUUCCUCAUCAUGAAACUUCGCUGCAGCCAGUCAAGAUGCGAGGAGCCCGGAGCGCGCAGAUCAGCUUCAGACCAGACCGUGGGCAUGGACAUCGCCAAGCGGAACAUUCUGAAGAGGUACAGCGACUUGGAUUAUGACAGCUUUGUGGGUCUGAUGGGCAGAAGAAAUGCCGACGACAACGCUGUACAAUCGCCACAAAAAAGGGAAAUGCAUGAUUUUGUGGGUCUCAUGGGAAGAAGAAACUCAGAGUCUGAUAAUGGCCCCUGGAGGAGAGAGUAUCCAGACAGGAGAGGCAUCUUUUUCAAUAAGUGCAGACUGAGGUUACUUCAGGGGCUGUAGACAUUCAUACGGAAGCAACUGUCAUGUUGCUACAGUAACAGAAGAUCACAACCAACUAAAUGUCUGAUGGAAAUGACUAAACAGACUUGAUUCACACUGUACACGU